AUGGAUUGCAGAAUUGAAACCGCAGAAACUCGCAGGAACAAGUGUGCUGCAUGUUAUAGGCAGUUCAACAAAGUGGAGCAUCUAGUGGAUCACAUGAAGAUCUCUUAUCAUUCUGUUCAUGAACCAACCUGUGGUAUUUGCAGGAAACAUUGCAGAUCCUUUGAGUCUCUAAGGGAACAUCUUAUAGGUCCAUUGCCAAAACCAGAAUGCAAAGAAAUCUUUGCUAACCGAGGGUGCAAGUUUUGCUUGAAAGUCCUUGAUAGCCCUAACUCUCGCAGGGUCCAUCAACAAAAGUGUCAACUCUCUGGAUUAAGUGGAAUAUGUGGCCGAUUUUCGAACUUGGGAAUUCGCGAUAACUUGACAAUUGGUGGUGGAAGAGGACCACAAGUAGUUGCACUAGCUUGUAAAAUGGUGGGAGGUGGAAGUGAUGGUUCACUUGAUCUUUGUGCAAGAGUUUGCUUAAUAGAUGAACAUGAGAAUAUUAUCUUCCAUUCUUAUGUUAUUCCACCAAUUCCAAUCACAAACUACAGGUAUGAGACAACUGGUAUAAGACAUGAAUACUUAAGAGAUGCAAUGCCAUUGAAACUAGUUCAAAGGAAGAUUCAAGAUUUUCUUUGUAAUGGAGAACCCAUUUGGACAAUUCGUUCAAAAGGAGGAAAAGCUAGGAUUCUUGUGGGUCAUGGUUUAGAUCAUGACCUUGCAUCUUUGCAAAUUGAGUAUCCAACACCAAAAAUAAGGGACACUGCAAAAUACCCUCCACUCAUGAAAACUAGCAAGCUCAGCAACUCACUCAAAUACUUAACACAGGCAUAUCUUGGGUAUGAUAUUCAAACUGGAAUACAAGAUCCUUAUGAUGAUUGUGUUGCAGCAAUGAGACUCUACAUGAGAAUGAGAACACAAAUACACAAAACAGAAGAUUAUCCUUUGGCAUCUGAUUCUCAAAAUAGGAAUAACUUUGCUUCAUGGAGGCAAAGUGAGCUUGAAAGAAUGAGUCCUGAACAAAUGCUAGAAAUCUCAAGAUCUGACUACUACUGCUGGUGUUUGGAUCCAUGA
This is a messenger RNA of Lathyrus oleraceus (garden pea), 1053 nucleotides long. RefSeq lists its product as uncharacterized. Bases 1 to 1053 code for a protein of 350 amino acids. The record is from RefSeq and is a predicted model, not a curated record. Gene Ontology annotation, cellular component: nucleus. The transcript is spliced from 6 exons. NCBI's taxonomy places the organism in Eukaryota, Viridiplantae, Streptophyta, Magnoliopsida, Fabales, Fabaceae. Gene Ontology annotation, molecular function: nucleic acid binding; 3'-5' exonuclease activity. Gene Ontology annotation, biological process: rRNA processing.